AUGCCGUCCAUCGCUCUCGGUCCCGGCCGUCCGAAACUGCAGCACGCGCCGCCACAGCCGCCGCCGCCGCAGCAGCAGAUUCCCAUUUCGGCGACAAUGGCCACGUCCCGACAAGUCGCGCGGGCGUCCGCCACGAGUCUGUGCGCCGCCACGAACUACUGGCUCGCCCGGGCCGUCGCUGCCGGUCCCUCCCUUCGCCGGCCUCUGGUCCUGGCCCUCUUCGUGCUCGUGCUCGUGCUCGUGCUCACGAGUCUCGGCCGACUCGAGCGCUGGGUGACGUGCGGUGGCCUCGCGAUGGUCGCGCUCAGCGUCGUGAGCGCCGCGCUGCAGGAGAUGAAGCUCUCGAAGAUAGUGCCCUCGUCGUACCACGAGUUCCUCGACCCGCAGAUGGACCACUGCAGUGGCCACAUGGCGAUGCUGCCGCACCUCUCUCCGGUCAAGACUUGCGCGACUGCAAAGCUGCAGCAGCAGCAGCAGCAGCAGCGGACGCGACCUCAGGCCAAGGACGUGGUGACCUCUACGACGGUCAACAUUGCCCCGUCAUUGGCCUCUCCCUCGAGUUCUGUUCCGUCGAACGGUGUGCAGGAGGAAACCGAGCGGCGAGACACUAGUGGAGCGAUGAAGACGGUGGCCGUCAAGUCGAUGACUGGACCACCGCCCGCACCUGCGGGGAGCUGCAGUCGUCUGACCGACGGAAGUAAUAAGCUCGACGUGCGCCACUGCGGCACGAUCAUUGAUGUCCAGGGGUCGCAUGGCUUUAUCAUUCCACACGACAUUGGCGUGGACGUUCGUGCUGCUGCAGGCGAACCUUCGGCCCUGAGCAGCGCAGUGGCAGGAUGCGCGCGAGCUGGAAAGCGCCCAAAGAUGCCAUUUGUGAUCCCGUUCAAUCUAAACGAAGAGCCACCCGCUGCGCGUCAGGGCAUUGCAGUCGGCAAGACGGUCGAGUUUGCGUAUGCUCAAGUUGCAGCAGUCGCGGGUACCGCUUCGUCAGCGCUCGUGUGCGCUCGAAACGUCACGCCAGUAUGCACAGAUGACGGCAUUAGGAAGAGUCGCUCGGCACUUCAAUCUUGCAAGCAGGCGCGCGAGGUGUCGUUUGCGCGAGCGAUGGAGGAGCUGACGAUGAUUUCGCUCCGCCAUGUGCCAGUGAAGCACCACGUGGACCUCAUCAAGUACGCCGAGAAGCUCGAUGACCAGCGCGAGACUCGCUCGGACCCGUGUAUUUUUUAG
This is a messenger RNA of Hyaloperonospora brassicae, 1227 nucleotides long. NCBI's taxonomy places the organism in Eukaryota, Oomycota, Peronosporomycetes, Peronosporales, Peronosporaceae. The record is from the annotation of a GenBank genome assembly.